Solanum pennellii is the source of this 813-nucleotide messenger RNA. RefSeq names its product transcription factor bHLH51-like. Gene Ontology annotation, molecular function: DNA-binding transcription factor activity; protein dimerization activity. The coding region runs from base 88 to 738 and encodes 216 amino acids. The record is from RefSeq and is a predicted model, not a curated record. Lineage: Eukaryota; Viridiplantae; Streptophyta; Magnoliopsida; Solanales; Solanaceae. The transcript is spliced from 2 exons. Gene Ontology annotation, biological process: regulation of DNA-templated transcription.
GUACAACAGUGACAUCCAAUUACUUGUAAUGUUAUAGUAUUUAGAUAGAUUGAUGACUAGAAAAAAAAAGUAAAUAAGAGAAAAUUGAUGGAGAAUUCUUUUAGUUCAGAAUAUUGGCUUGAAAGUUGUGAUGUGAAUCAUUAUUUAGUCCCACAGGUUCAAAAUUACUUACCUCAAGAGAGAAGAGAAAGUGCUUCUAGGAGUCACAGUGAAGCUGAAAAAAGACGCAGAGACAGAAUUAAUGCACAGCUUUCUACUCUCAGAAAACUCAUUCCUACUUCUGAAAAGAUGGAUAAAGCAGCUCUAUUAGGAAGUGUAGUUGAUCAUGUUAAAGAUCUGAAAGGCAAAACAGCAGAAAUCAGCAAAGUUUUGAACACUCCAACUGAUACCGAUGAAGUAACAAUUGAGCAUUUAAAUGAGGAAGAAGACAACAAAGGAUGCCUUAUUAAGGCCUCUUUUUGUUGCGAUGAUCGACCUGAAUUAUUCUCAGAGUUGCAACGGGGAAUUAAGAAUCUGAAAUUAAGAAUGAUGGAGGCUGAUAUUACUAGUUUGGGUGGGAGAAUUAAAUGUGUUUUUAUGCUCUGUCCAAAUGAGAAUUAUGUAAAUGAUGUUUGCAUGAAUUCUCUCAAAAAAUCACUUACAGUUGUCCUCUCUAGAAUUGCUAUAUCUCCUUCCACAUCAAAUUACAGAAUUAAAAGCAAGAGGCAGAGGUUCUUCUUGCCUGCUCACUGUUCUUAAUUUUCAUCUUUUUGUAAAAUAAUCAUGCAAUUUCACUAUUUUGACAUAAAUUUCAAAUCAAAAUUUGAAAUCUCA